This is a messenger RNA of Dermochelys coriacea (leatherback sea turtle), 3608 nucleotides long. RefSeq names its product homeobox and leucine zipper encoding (gene HOMEZ). Gene Ontology annotation, cellular component: nucleus. The coding region runs from base 1095 to 2342 and encodes 415 amino acids. The transcript has 3 exons. Gene Ontology annotation, molecular function: DNA binding; DNA-binding transcription factor activity, RNA polymerase II-specific. The record is from RefSeq and is a predicted model, not a curated record. Lineage: Eukaryota; Metazoa; Chordata; Testudines; Dermochelyidae. Gene Ontology annotation, biological process: regulation of transcription by RNA polymerase II.
CACUGUUCCCCUCAAUGUGAUUGAAAUGUAGCAGUGCUUAGUUACUUUAAUUAGAUUGAUUGGUUUACUUUAAUGAGCUCUGUUCUUUGGGGGACAAGAACUGUUGCUGUACAUCUGCUGCAUGUUAGGAGCCAGGACUCCUGGGUUCUAUCCCUGGCCCUGGGAGAGGAGUGGGGUCUAGUGGUUAGAGCAGCGGAGCUGGGAACCAGGACUCCUGGGUUCUAGCCUUGCCUCUGGGAGGGAAAUGGGGUCUAAUUUGCCAAGCAUAGUCAGGCCCACCCCUCCAAUCAGUGACAUUUCUCCGUUUGUCUGCUGAUGACCUUUGAAUGCUGCAUCCAACCGAGUCCAAAACGUCCGGAAAUAUGGCAGGCAUUGGUGGAGAGAACCCCAUCUGCUGGAGUGAAACCCGGAGACGCAACAAAUACUCUCACGCUGACAACCUGCUCAGCUGACAUCGGGUACAAAGUCUGAGAUCCCAGAGCAAGCCGACGGUUUUAGGGAAAGUGGUUUAUGACCGUUAGUAUUGCUAAAAGUUAGAAAACCAGCAAUGGCUCCUCUACUUAGAGCUCUAAAGCAUCUCGGCGGCCUUGUCACAGACACACAAGCACCCAGAAAAUUUAUUUUAAGGACCGUUCGGCUACGUCCCUAGCUAACGACUGACCCAAAGACAUAAUUGACCCUAAUUAGCUAAGGAAGGUAGGAGCUGGUCCCUGAGUCCCCUGAAAUACGAUGGAAAUGAAUUCCUGUUUCUUUCAUUUCAUUAUUUGAAUGUUUCCGAGUUCUUUGAGGCAAGAAUUGUGCUGUGUGUUUCCUGCCUGGUGGGGGGUGGCCGCCAGGACUCCUGGGUUCUAUCCCCAGCUCUGCGAGGGUAGCAGGGUCUAGUAGCUUAGGGAAGGGAGGGAGCUGGGAGUCGGAACUCCUGGGUUCUAUCCCCAUCCCUUUCACCUGCAUGUGUCUCUCUUCUCAGGUCUCAGGCUCCCCGGGGGGACGUGGGGCUGACAAUUUGGGGUUCAGACCCCCUUACGGCAGCUGUCCCCGUGGGCCGGCCGGCCCCGGAGCCCCAGGCCAAGGACCCCCCGGUGGCGGGGCCAACCAUGCCCCCCAACAAGGAGUCACCAGGCUGCCCCGGCUCGCCAGCGGCCCUCAUCUGCCUGCCGCCCAUCUCGGAGGACCUGCAGCUGGUGUGGACCCAGGCGUCCCAGACCAGCGAGCUGGACGGCCACCAGCCGCUGCGCCAGGCCUUCAGCUACUUCCCCUACCCCAGCCUGGCCGACCUGGCGCUGCUUUGCCUGCGCCACGGCCUGCAAUUGGAGAAGGUCAAGGCCUGGUUCAUGGCCCAGCGGCUGCGCUGCGGCAUCAGCUGGAGCGCCGAGGAGAUCGAGGAGACGCGGGCGCGGCUGGCCUGCCGCCAGGACCGCCCAGCUUUUGGGGCCCUGCUGGCCCCCAGCGACCCCCUGACGCAAACUGGCAAGGCCCCGGGAGGCAGGGAGGCCCCCGCAGCCGCCCACCACAAAGCCAAGCCCCAGGAAUUCCCGGGGAGCUGUUCGGCUGCGGCCCGGGGGCCCCCAGAGCAGGGGAGAGCUUCUGUGGCCCCCCAACCCAAAGCCAAAGAAACGCUGACGCCACCCCCCAGCCUUUUCCCCACACCGCCCCCUCCGUGCCGGGCCUGGGCGGAUCCUCCGGCCAGCGCCAGCCACCCGGACACCGCCUGGGACCUCAGCAAGCCCUGCCGGCUGGGGGUGGCUGAUGCCGCGCCCCCCUCCUCUGGAGCCGCCGCCAACGGGGCCGAGGCAUGGGCCCGGCCCGGCCACCCCCACGGCACCCUGGAGGCCCAGCGGCAGCGCAAGAGCCGGCGGAAGAGCAAGGAGCAGCUAGCGGUGCUGAAGUCAUUCUUCCUGCGGUGCCAGUGGGCACGGCGGGAGGAUUACCAGUGGCUGGAGCGGAUCACCGGCCUGCCACGGGCAGAGAUCAUCCAGUGGUUCGGGGACACCCGCUACGCCCUCAAGCAUGGGCACCUGCGGUGGUUCUGGGAUAACACCGUGCCCCCCGCCGCUGCCCUGGAGCCCGGGCCCCGCACGGACACGGGCCCGCUGGAGCGGUACUGGGCCGCCCGGCAGCAGCUGCGCCAGGACGACCUGCCAGCCCUGUGCCGCGAGUCGGGCAUGGGGGCCCAGCAGGUGCUGAACUGGUUCUAUUCCCGCUCGCCCGAGCCGGCUGAGGUGGUGGUGUGCCUGGGCGAGGAGCCUGAGGAUGAGGACGAGGAGGCCGGGCUCAUGGUGCAGGACGACGGGGAGGAGGAGGAGGACGAGCCAGAGGAAGAGGACCUGGGCGCCCAGGGAUGAGGAGCUUCAGAGACUCCCGGGAGGGCGGGGGUUUUGACCCAUGCACUGGGGCCCUGCUCUGACUAGUUCCUCCCUCUGCUCUAGAACCCAGAUCUGGGUCUUGCAUCUAGUUCCCCCUCCCUCUUCAGUCCUGGGCCCCACAUUCCCCCUGCCUCUUCCCAGCUCUAGAACCCAGGUCCCAGGUUCUUUUCCCUUUCUGUUCUGGAACUUGGUGUCAUGCGGUUCUGCUUCAUAGAUCACUGUUGUAAUUUUCUCUCCGUGCCUCAGGUUCCAGAUCUGGGUUCCUUCCCCACCUCGUCUUGGUGCUCUAGAACAAAGUACUGAUUCCUCCCUGUUCUAGACUCUAGAAUCCCAUUCCCCCCUCUGUGUUCUAGAAUCCCAAUCACGCCCUGGUCCCCUUCCUCUUCUAGAACAGAGGGACACCCCCAAGCUCUGCCACAGGCCCUAGAACCUGGGGUGCUUGAUCUAGAACCCAAGUGUCUGGUUCCCUCUACUUUGCUCUAGAACCCAGGUACCAUUUCACUCCUGGUCCCCAACUCUAGAAUCUAUUUGUCCGGUUACUGGUUUGCGCUCUAGAACCCAGUACCUUCUGACCAGUUGUCUGGAUUCAGGUAUGCUCCCUUCUCCAGACUUCCCCCACCGCUCCCCCUCCUUCAGGCGGCUAGAGUCUGCCCUGGUUCAUCCCUCCCCCCCCUUCUAGAUCAUGUUACAACCCUGUCCCCCAGAGACACUUGUGUGGAGGGAGCCGGGAGGCGGCGGGAGCGGGAGCUGGUCUGUCGGGGACUCCCUGGGUUUGGUUUUACAAACUGGGUAGGAACGAGGGCACAGGAAAUGGGGCAGCGGAGAGCGGGCGCGGGACUGACUUUCCCUGGCUGCUGUCGGUCCUUUCUGGAGUUGUUAAUUUAUAACGCCCUGCUGACGGGAGUUAAAGCAAGGUUUGAAGUUGAACCCCACGCCUGUGGCCUGUGUCUGAUUGGGGGGGUCCGGAUGGGGGGCACGGGGAGCAGGGCUUUGGUUCAUUCAUUCACUCAUGUUCUCAGUUCUUGGUUGGUAGCUGGCGCACGUCAGUGGGGGUGGGUCUCCCAUCUCCCCUUCCUCUCUCCUCUGGAUUCCUGGUCACUCGUUUCCUCCUCUCUUCCCUCAUUUCCUCUUCCCCACUCCCUCCUUCUCCUUCUUUGCCCAGCUCCUGCCAUCCCUGUUGCCCCCUGGCCCCACCCACUCCCACUAGGGCUCUGGGAGGUUGGCGUUCACCCUCCCAAAACCCAC